UGCCUACCUGAGUUGAACUCUUCGGAUCCUCCCUCUCUCCCUCCCUCUUGUUGGGGUUACACCCCUACAUCCCAGCAGCACCCAUUCAUGCUGGGACAAUUCACAUCAGUUCACGGGUUGACGGGAGGCAGAGGAGGGCGAGAGAGCAGGAGAGAAGAGGCAAACCAGUGAUUCUACCGAGAGUUUGUUUUGAUGUGAUGUGGAUGUUGCGACGGAUAACUUGAACGGUGAGUCCUCUGAUCUUGAACGGCUCUGGAAGAGAAGAACAAUAAACAGUUCAGGGAGAAGCACUGUUUGUGAAACUUAAGUCAAAUCAAGUCCAACAAGGAACCGUGGUGAAUAAAGUUUCCAGACGACACAAACCUGUGUUGCUCAAUAUGUCUCUUCAGCAUGUGACAAAAAUGCAGGUUUGAAGGCGUGAACAGGUUCGGGCUUCUUUUUCAUACCCGGCGGAAACAUCAUUGAGGCCUCCUUCUCCCUGCUUCAGGCUGCGUGUAUCAGGUGUCUGAACAGGACCGACACUGUGAAUGAGGAGGGGAAGUAAUGUCUCAAGACGAAAGCUGGUGGAGAGUUUGCAGCAGGGGCUUGUAUAGCUGCCACUGGAAGCAAUCGAGUGAAAGUAAGAGAAAACAUGCAUGCUGCUGGUUCACAGUCCUUGCUGUGGUCUCCCUGCUCUCCCUGUCCUGGUUGUACAUUUGUCUGGUUACUCUAAAUGACCAAGAUGAUGUGAACUGGCAGGGCUUUUCAAAACUGAAGCGGUGGGUGAACUUCAUGGUGCUGAUCAUCAUCUCUGCAGCGAUCACCUGCUACUGCGUCUUGUUGCUGCUCUUUGCACUAUUCCAAGUUGUCUUAGGAGAACCGCUCGACUUACACUGGCUACACAAGGUCCUGUUGUUUUUGGGAGCGAUAUUCAUCGCCUUUGGGGUCACGGGAGUCAGUCUUGAGUGGCGACAAGAAUGGCCGACUGUUCCCCUUUCCCUCCAGGCCACAGCUCCUUUCCUGCAGUUUGGUGCAGUUGGGGCGUUAACCCUGCUGGGCCCAUUCGUCUUCAGGGGCUUCCACGCAGCCAAGGAAAUCUGGUCUAAGUUCCUCAUAACUGUGGUGUUUGUAGCUGUGUCAGCCGCCAUCUUCCUGUGUCCCCUGUACAUCCAGUCUCCCUGUCUGAUAGAGCGUCAUGAGUUACCUGAGAAGCCAAAGCUUAUUGGGCACAGAGGAGCACCGAUGCUGGCCCCAGAGAACACCAUGAUGUCGUUCAACAGGAGCAUCGGGUGCGGCGUCACAGCCUUCGAGACAGACGUACAGCUCAGUGAAGACAGAGUUCCCUUCUUGAUGCAUGACCACAAGGCAGAGUUCCUGCGAAGAACAACAAACGUUAAAGAUAAGCUUCCUGAUAAACAGUUCAGCCCCAGCAGCAACAUGACCUGGGAGGAAUUACAGAGUCUGAAUGCAGGCGAAUGGUUCAUAAAGACGGAUCCUUUCGGUUCAGUGUCAUGGCUGUCAGCAGAGGAGAAGGGAAAAGCACGAAGACAGACUAUACCUUCCUUACUUCAGCUGCUAAACCUCGCAAAGCAGCACAACACCUCAGUGAUAUUUGAUUUAUAUAGUCCAGAUGGAAAUGACACAGAGGAGACAGUCAGCACCAUAUUGAGUUCUGGCAUUGAUCAAAGACUGAUCCUCUGGCUUCACCCUGACAAAAGAGAAUAUGUAACUAAGACCGCCCCGGGCUUCAUCCAGGUCUAUAAAAACACAAGAGACAUGCUGAACGAAACGGGAAACCACUUAAAUGUGAAAUACAGCAAGCUGAGUAUGAAACAAAUCAGAAACAAAAAGAGCAUGAACAUCUCAGUGAACCUGUGGGUGGUGAAUGAACGUUGGCUCUUCUCCCUGCUGUGGUGUGCAGGGGCCAGCUCUGUUACCACCAACUCCUGCCACCUCCUAAAAACCAUGACUGAGCCAGACUGGAUUAUGGCACCGGACACUUACAAAAUGAUCUGGAUCACUGUGGACGUUGCAUCUCUUGUGAUAAUGAUUGGACUCUUCAUUUUUCAGAGAGAACCAAAUACAGAGUACAUUAGCGUGGAAUGAGAAAGAACUGUCUCCCUUCUUACCCACCGUGUAGAUCGUCUGACUCAGCCCGGAGAUGUUUCUUUUCUUAAACUGACAUGCAUCCUCGUCUACACUGGCUGAAUUCUUUGGACCUAGAUAAAGAAGAAAGCAAGUUAAUGUGAAUGUCAAUACACUGUACUCUGAAGCCAUACAAAUAAAAAUGUGUUGUUUUUUUCAAAGUGUAAAGGAUGUGAAUCAAAUAUCAGCACUGAGCCACAAGAGGGCAGUUUAGUGUCAUUUCUGUGUAAGUAUGGUGAGUUAGCUUGGUUCAGUUUUCAUAGAGCUCUUGAUUGUUCUUCCAUUGAUACUGAAAUUAUAAAGCUGUUCUCUGACUGUAUCACUGCGUUGAGCACUGUACAUAUGCACUGCAUAGCCUCUUUGUACUUUAAGUCAUUUUAUAUUUCUGUUGUUUUUGUUUUGAUUUGUCACCGAAAUUAUCAUUUUGUCCCAUGAAAGACGUGGAUGUAUUGUAACCUGAGCCAAAUGAUCAAUACAACUUUUUCUACACCUCUC
Notolabrus celidotus (New Zealand spotty) is the source of this 2619-nucleotide messenger RNA. It is a transcript of the gene gdpd2, whose product is annotated as glycerophosphodiester phosphodiesterase domain containing 2. Lineage: Eukaryota; Metazoa; Chordata; Actinopteri; Labriformes; Labridae. Gene Ontology annotation, molecular function: glycerophosphodiester phosphodiesterase activity. The record is from RefSeq and is a predicted model, not a curated record. Gene Ontology annotation, biological process: lipid metabolic process. Gene Ontology annotation, cellular component: membrane.